This is a messenger RNA of Condylostylus longicornis, 6340 nucleotides long. RefSeq lists its product as uncharacterized. NCBI's taxonomy places the organism in Eukaryota, Metazoa, Arthropoda, Insecta, Diptera, Dolichopodidae. The transcript is spliced from 18 exons. The record is from RefSeq and is a predicted model, not a curated record. The coding region runs from base 1 to 6078 and encodes 2025 amino acids. Gene Ontology annotation, molecular function: calcium ion binding.
AUGUCAUUGCACUCUGACACCGUUCAUGGAGAAGUUGGUGAAAAUUUUUGGUUUGAUGGACGGUGCGGUCAUACUAGUCCAUGUGAGCAACUAUGCUAUGAAAUUCAUGAUGGCAUGUAUGAAUGUGAUUGUUACGAAGGAUAUGAAUUGAAUAAAAAUGGAUACAGCUGUCAAGAAUUAAAUAAUACAUAUUUACAAGAUGGCAGCUUAAGAUCUGAAGAAGAUAUAUUAUAUCAAAAAGGUGUUUCAUUUAGCGCUAAAUUAGAGAGUAAUAGUAAUAUAAAUAAUAAUUUUAAUAGUAAUUAUAUUGAUUUAAAUAGUGAAAACUCUAAUGGUAUUGAAGAUACUGAUAAUUCAUAUGAAAAUAUUAAAAAUAAUAUUAAUUUGAGUCAACAAUUAUCACACCAAUCACAAGACUAUAAAUCAAAUAAUCAAUUUAAUGACGAUAACAUAUCAUAUAGUUCAGACGAUAGUAAAAUUAUUAAACAAAAUUCAGUUAAAGUACCUGGAACAAGUUUAACAAAUAAACAACAACAGCAAUCAUCUAUAAAAACAAAACAAAAUCCAUUGUCCCAGCAGCAUUCAAUAAUAAAAAAUUCACCACAAAAAAAAUCAAUUACAAAAUCAAUAUCAAAAACACCCGGUAGUAUAACAUCAGGAAAUAUUAAAAUAUCAUCAUCAUCAACUGGACUAAAAACAAAAUCAAAAACUAAAUUAUUUUCAAUAACAACAACAGCAACAACAUCAGCCACAACUACAACAACAACAAGUGCACCAUCAAUACCAUCAAUAUCGAUUAUUGAUUUAAAUAAUUUACAAUAUAGUGAUAGCAAUGAUUAUUAUUCAAAACAAGAUAUGUCAAUUUACGAUGACGUUAAUAAUAAUAAACUAAAUUUAAGACAAUUUAAUUCAGAUACAUAUCAAAAUGAAUUACUACAAAAACAAAAUACUGUGAUGCAACAACAAGAACAACAACAGCAAAAUUCACAAACAUCAACAUUAAAAUAUAAUUCUGAAUCAAAAAUUAUGUCAAAUGAUGAUUAUCAUAAUAAUAUUAAUAAUAAAGAUAAUAAUAUUGAUGAUGAUAACAUUAACAAUGAUGAUAAUGGUGAUGACGAUGAUGAUAAUGAUGGUGAUGAUAAUGAUGAUGAUACUUUUAGUGAUAAAGAUUCUGAAGUUUCAAAAAUUCUUUACAAAAAUAAUGACAAUAAUUAUAAUAGCAUUGCUAAAGGCAGUAAUACUUAUACAUCAACAAUUGCCUCUUACGUUCCUCCAGUUACUUUCAAUGAUGAUGAUAGUAUCGUCAGUAAUAAUGAAAUGAACAGUAACAAAAAUUCUAUACAAAGAAAUAGUAAUAUUUCUGUUAUUAAUGAUGAAAGUGUUAUAAAAGAAAAGUUUUCUAAAAAUAUCGACAUUGUAAGCAGUAGCAGAAAUAGUAUUAGUAAUAGUGUUAGUAGCAUCAGUAAUAGUAUUAGUAAUAGCGAGUCGUUAUCAUUAACACCAGAUGAAACAAAUGCUGCUGACAUAAAUUUACAACAAAGAAAUUCAGUUCCAGUUUCUUCAUCAAUAUCAACUUUAAAAGAUAUAAAUUCAACAGAAUCCUUAAGGGUUUCUUGGCGAUCCUGUAAUUUAGAUUGUGGAUCAGAAGGUUUAUGUGAUUUCAUGGAAAAUGAUGCUGAAGACAAUCAAAAGCAAAUGCGGUGUUUAUGUCCUUUUGGAAAAACUGGAAAUGGAUGUACUCAAGAUUUAAACGUAACAGUGCCAAGAUUCACACACAAAUCAUGGCUAGCAUUUCCAGCACUUAGAGGAGCUUAUAAACAUGUGCAGCUACGUGUUGAAUUUCAUCCGGAAUCAUUUGAUGGUAUCAUAUUAUUGACAGGUGAACGAGAUGACCUUACUGGUGAUUUUAUGGCAUUACUUAUUCAUCAGGGAUAUAUUGAAUUUUGGUUUGACUGUGGGUCUGGAGUUGGUAGUGUACGUUCAAAAGAGAUUGUUGAAUUGAAUCAAUGGAACACCGUUAUAAUUUAUCGUCAUCGUUGGGAUGCCUGGCUGAUGCUUAAUCACGGUCAACGUGUUCAGGGGCGUUCAAAGGGCCUAUUCUCAAGGAUAACAUUCCGUGAGCCUGUAUUUUUAGGCGGAACUGGUAAUAUUACCGGUUUGUCAAAACGUUUACCAGUACAAAAUGGUAUGAUUGGUUGUAUCCGUCGUUUUAUUGCAAAUGAACACGAAUAUAAAUUUACUGAAUAUCCAGUGGGCGAUGUAACAAAAGGAUUUGAUAUACAGGAUUGUACAACAGACAAAUGCGUAAAAUAUCCCUGUCAACAUGGUGGUGAAUGUUUACCUACCGAUGAUGGUGCUGUCUGUCUAUGUCCAAUUGGUUUUAGUGGUGAUCUAUGUGAAAUGCGACUAGACUUGCAGGUACCAUCAUUCAAUGGGACUUCAUAUUUACGUUAUGCGCCACUUGGUGAUUCAGCUUUGAUUUGGUUAGAAUUACAGAUUAUAAUAAAACCACAUCAUACAGAUGGCGUUAUACUUUAUAGCGGACACGAUGAACAUGGUGAUUAUAUUGCUCUCUCUUUAAAUAAUGGCUAUGUUGAAUUUACAUUUGAUUUGGGUAGUGGACCAGCAAUUGUCAGAAGUGAUUACCCUUUGGUUAUGGAAGAAUGGCAUACUAUUAGAAUUUCUAGGACAGCUCGCUUGGCAGUUCUGAAGGUCAAUCAAUUUUCUGAAGUGAUGACUGUUUCAUCUAAUGGUUUUUGGCAUUUAUCAUUACCACAUAGUUUAUACCUUGGUGGAAUUCAUAGUUUACAUCAUGUACCAUCUGGAUUAAAAGAACGAGGUUCAUUCAUUGGUUGCAUACAAAAGGUUGAAAUUAAUGGACGAAGUCUUUCAAUAAUAUCUGAAGCUAUAGCUGGUAGUGAUGUUGAAAAUUGUCCACAUGCAUGUAUCGCAAAUCCAUGCGGACCAUUAGCUGAAUGUUUGCCACUACUCGAAAGCUACGAAUGUCGUUGUAAUCCAUUCAAUGCACAAUGCAAUAAAGCUGAAGAAGUUGCCUUAAAAGAAAAUAUAAAUGAAUCUCAUUUUCGAAAUACUCAAUUAUUGAUUUCAAAUCCGAAUAUUGAGAAAAUAAAAAUUAAAAAAAAUCAAUAUGAAAAAGAUUUGGAAUAUAAUUAUGAUGAUGAUGAAGAUGACGAUGAUGAUUACGACGAAAGUGAAAUUCAACAACAACCAUACAUGAAUUUUGUUAAAAUUACAAAUAAUGUUACAAAACAACCGACUAAACAAAUAACUUCAAUUAGCAGAAGUAGAGAAUCAGCUUCUGGUUUGAAAAAUGCAAAUUCUACAAUAACAGUAAUUGAUAGUAUGAUUAAUUCAAAUGUUAAAAUAGAUGGUAAUGGUAUUGUAAUAAUUACAGAAAAAUCAAGUUUACAUAAAGAUAAUACAAACCAUUCAGACUUACGUAAUAAAAUCCAAAGUCCACAAAUUUCGGAUAUUUAUUAUUAUUAUUAUGAUAAGGAUGAUGAUCAAAGUGGCACUAAUUAUAAAAAUAAUGACGAUGAUGACAAUGGUGAUGAAAAUACCGAUGGUACUAAUAUAAUUGACAAUAAAAAUAACUUUAAGAUUAAUGAAAUGGAAAAAACUACAGUUACAACUACAGAAAAAUUAACAUCAUUUGAGCCAGAAACAAUUAUUAAACCUGACUAUGAACAUUCUACAACAUCUAUAAUUAACCACAAUUACAAUAAAAUAAAAUCGUAUCGUAUAUUGAAACCUAUCAAUAAAAUUCAUAAACAUCAUAAUCAUCAUAAUAAUCAACAUCAUCAUUCAUAUAAUCAUAAUCAGAAUAAAUACUACAACAACAAUUAUAGAAAUUAUCAGGAAAAUAAUCAUCAUCAAACAAAUGAUAAUCAACAUCAUCCAAAAGUUAAUCUAUAUAAGAAAAUGUUAUUUAAUAUAGAAGUCGAUAAAAAUAAUUCAGAUUCAAAAUUGAAAGGAUAUAAAAAGGAUAAUAAUUUGUUAUAUAAAAUUGAUCAAUAUAUUACACUUGAAAAAGAUGACCAAAUAGAUCAAGACUACGAGAAUUUUUACAAUAGUAAUAAUAAUCAUAACAACAAUGAUAAUAACAAUAGUAAUGAUAAUAAAAAUCAAAAUAAUAAAAUUAUAAAAAAGAAAAAUAAUAUGGAAAGCGGAUUAAAACCAUCAUCACAGUUACAAUCACCAUCAUCAUUAUUAUUGUCAUCAUCGUCGUCAUCGUCGUCUGAAGACAAUGAAAAUAGCGAUUUUCAAUUAUCUUCAGAAACCAAUAAAAAUAUUAUAAAAGAAUCUAAUCAAAUGGGUGAAUUUAUUUUACUAUCUGAAGAGAAAACUUCAAAAGAAAGUAAUAAAAAUAACAAAAAUAAUAAUAAUAAUGAAAGUAAUAAUAACAAUGAUAAUAAUAAUGACAACAAUAAUAACUAUAGAAAAAGAAAACAUAAAAAGUUUUCAAAAAAGAGAUAUAAAAUCUCAAAUAAUAAUAAUAAUAAUAAUGAAAAACUUAAAAUGGCUAUCAAUUCAAAUCUUAAUAAAAAUGAACAAGAAACGGUAAAGGAUAAAAUUACCUACGAAAAUGAUUUCAUCAAUCAUUUCAUUGAUUCUAAUAACAAUAAUAAUAACAACAAUAAGAACAAGGAAGGUGAUAUUGAUAGUAAUAUUAGUUAUUGGCAACAGGAUGACAAUAAUUCUGAAAAUAUACCAUCUUUUACAAAUAAAAAUGUCGAUAACAGCAAUACCAAUAAUAAUGACUAUUCGGAGCCGAUCACAACUGUGAAAAUUUUCAAUAAUAAACGAAAAAAAUUCACAAAUCAUAAAAAAGGCAAAAACAAUGUUAAUUUUCAUCAUAAUAUCCAUCAUAAAAACCGAGCACCUCAAAUAAAUCAAGCAAAUAUAUUUGAGUUUGAUAUACCAAGUGAUAUUCAAAUUUCUAGUACAACAACUGUACAAAAUUCCAAUGAAAAUGAACUUAUUAAAAAUUCCAAUAAUAACAACAACAACAACAGCAACAUAAAAAAUAUUUACGAUAACAAAAGUACCAUUAAAACUUUUAAUACAUUCAAUGUACAAACCAGCAGUAUACCUGAUACAUCAAAUAUCAAUAUAAAUAAUAAUGUUCGAGAUAAAUCAACCUCAUCUGCUUUUCUUGUCGAUGAAAAAGAUUUUCAAACAAAAGAAUUAAUAAAAGAUAUGGAACGUAUUAUGAAAAAUGCAGAUGGUUACGAUUAUGAUCCACUAAAGGAUUCAUUAACCUCAGAACAAAAUCAACAGAAUCAACAACAACAUAAAGAACAACAAUUGCAACACCAGCAACAAUCUAUUGAACCAUCUAAUUCAUACAAUGUUAACACAAAAACUCAACUAACUAAAAAUAUUGGUAAUCAUAUUACUGAUUUAAAUAGCAAUAUUGAUAUAAAUAAUGAACAUAAACCAGCAACUAGUAAUAUUAAUAAUGGUAAUGGUAUUAGAUCAAAUCAUAGAAAAAUACAACAACAUGGUGCAUGUUUUACUGGAACCGAUAGCUAUUUUCAUUAUAAUGAUGCUGAAACUAUGAGUCAAAUAAUUAGUUAUAAUGUUGAUUUAAAUUUACGUUUUAAAACUCAUUCAAAUAAUGGUAUCAUUUUAUGGACGGGCAGACAGAGCGCCAGAGAAAAAGAUGAUUAUCUAUCUUUGGGUAUUGAAAAUGGAUAUUUACACCUCAGAUAUAAUUUGGGUUCUGGUGAAACAAAUAUACAAUUUAAUACAAGUAAAGUGAGUGAUGGUCUUUGGCAUCGUGUUAGAGCGAUGAGGAAUUCACAAGAAGGAUUCUUAGAAGUAGACGGUAGAAAAUCAAUACCCCAAAGAUCGCCCGGAAAGCUUAGGCAAUUAAAUACUGAUACUGGACUUUAUGUUGGUGGAAUGCCUGAUGUAUCAUUUUAUACAAGAAGACGUUAUUAUACUGGAAUUGUUGGCUGUAUAUCAGAAAUUGUAUUAGCUGGCGAAUUGAAAUUAAACUUAGAUCCUGCUACCUUAGGUACAGCACGUAAUGUUGAGACUGGAAUUCUUUGAAAAUUUUUUGCUGAUGGAAAUUAUUCUUGACAUUAGUACAAUAUAAUAAAAUGUAAAAAAUAAUUUUUUAAUUUAUUAAUUUUUUUUUUUCCUUUUUUCUAAUUUUUACGACUUUUUAAAUUAUUGAUUAAUUAAAAACUAUUUUCUUUUAAAUAAUGAUAAAUAAAUGAUUAGUUUUUUUUAAAUUUUAAAUAUUUGUAGAAUAAAUAAUAUUAUAUAAAUUUAUAAAAGAAAAAAGAAAAUAUAUAAGAAAAUUUAAAAG